AUGGGCUUUUUCGACCAGUUUCAGAAAGGAGGGGCCACGGCCCUCCCGCCGCAAAAGCCGCAAAUUCGCAAAGUCACUCGACAAACACCUGCAAAAUCGGCGCCACCAACUCCAGAAGCCCGCUCCCCUCGAGUCCAGUCCUUGUCAGAGCGCAGUCGUAAAUCGAAACUGUUAAAGGCCCGAUCUGUGUCCAGUGACCUGGAUGCUCGUCCCGCCAAGCGGCUGAAUACCCCGGUUCGCGCAAAGAAGCGGCCAACUCCAGAUACUCGUCUAUCCAGUGAUGACGAUGCCAGCGAUACCGAUGCAUCCUUUGAAGUGCGCAAGCGUGCUAGGACAAGUGCCAGUGCGGAACCUGAUCCGGAGCGACGCUUACGCUCCGUGAAGGCAUUUUCGGAGGAAGGCUCUCGGCCAUUUAAGAUGGUACAUGGCGCCGAUAUCACGUCGGGUCAGAAGGCCGGGAAAUUCAAGCCAGCAUUUGGAGCUCAGGGAAAUUCCUCGGAUAUUCUCUUGCAGUAUCCUAGUGCUUCGCAAAAAGAGAAGUUCAACUGCGUUGUUCCCCGAGAAAGUGACGAGUUCCGACCUAUCGACGACAUCGUUCAGGUCAUAGAAACCGUGUCGGAUAAUUACAUUCCGGCCGAAGAGGCGGACGAGUUCAACAACGAAGCCACUGGUAUCAGACGGCGCGUACGAAGGGCCCUUGCGGUAAAAUCGGAAAGCCAAUUCCGAGAGGCUGUGAAUGACUACAACAAGGCUGUUGAGCGUUUAAGAAUCAGUGGUAGUCUUGCGAAACAUUUGGAUGCUACACAGCGUAUUGGGCUACCCUGGGUGGAGCGAGUCUUGACUCAGACAUAUGCGCGCACGGUAUCUCCUCGAGUGGACUCUCUACGGCAGUACGAGAAUGGCACAGACAACGUCUACGGAGAACUUCUCCCUCGAUUCAUCACCAAGAUUUUCAAGGAGACCAAUCUGAAGUCGGGCCAAGUUUUUGUCGACCUUGGCUCUGGCGUGGGCAACGUUGUCCUCCAGGCCGCACUUGAGGUUGGAUGCGAGAGUUGGGGAUGUGAGAUGAUGGCCAACGCAUGCGAUCUGGCGGAGUUGCAGCAAUCUGAGUUCAAGGCGCGAUGUCGACUGUGGGGUAUCGUUCCGGGCAAGACGCAUCUUAUUCGCGGUGACUUUCUUGAGCAGAAGAGUAUCAUCGAUGUCCUGAAACGAGCUGACGUGGUGCUCAUCAACAACCAGGCGUUUACGCCGCAGCUCAACAAUGAGUUGAUCAAUCACUUCCUUGAUAUGAAAGAAGGUUGCCAAAUCGUUUCGCUCAAGUCAUUUGUCCCCGCUGGCCACAAGAUCCAGUCUCGCAAUCUCAACUCCCCUAUCAACCUGCUCAAAGUUCAACAGAAGAACUACUGGUCGAACAACGUCAGCUGGACCGAUGUUGGUGGCACAUACUUUAUUGCCACCAAAGACAGUUCUCGACUCAAAGCCUUCAUGGAUGACAAUUAA
Messenger RNA from Penicillium taxi, 1500 nucleotides. It is a transcript of the gene dot1, whose product is annotated as histone methyltransferase DOT1. Bases 1 to 1500 code for a protein of 499 amino acids. Gene Ontology annotation, biological process: regulation of transcription regulatory region DNA binding; DNA damage checkpoint signaling; DNA repair. The transcript has 2 exons. Gene Ontology annotation, molecular function: histone binding; histone H3K79 methyltransferase activity. The record is from RefSeq and is a predicted model, not a curated record. Lineage: Eukaryota; Fungi; Ascomycota; Eurotiomycetes; Eurotiales; Aspergillaceae. Gene Ontology annotation, cellular component: nucleus; nucleosome.